CAUUCUCAGGAUGAGUAUUUUCCGAGAAUCAGAUAAUAUGACAAGAGGGUUUCUUCCAAGCUCUUAAACGUCAUAAUAAGGUUCAAAUGAGACAGACCUUAGGCGAGGAACUGCAACAAUCUGUUUUCCUGAGUAAGGGGUCAGUCGUGACCAUAUGCACCUGGCACGAAGAGAUGACCUUCCGGGUAAGUGUCUGUAAGUACAGAGACUUAAACCAGGGUAAAAUUAGAUUUUCCGGACUAUUCACACAGCAAGUGAGAUGGGAAGCCAGUUAUGUCGCCCGAGAUAAUCCUCAGUGGCUUAUUUAUCACGAUGGGUCAAGGGGCAGCUGGUCCGUCGGCGUUACGUUUAGGUGAGAUAUCUUCAUGAGUGUAUGGGUGCUACACACGAGCGACCCACACAAACCCCUUUCCAGUCCCUUCCACUGGUUAGAUCUUUACGUUAGUAUCGUAAACCUCUUUUGCAGUAAUAUGGGCAAUUUAUAUGUGCAAACUUGCCAAAGCCAUCAGAAAGUCCGGAUCUAUUGUAUUGUAUCUGUAGCAGCAUAGAAUGUACACUAACCUAGGCCAGUCAAGGCACUUUGAGCUAUAUAUAUUUUUUUAUCGCCAAGGUAUUAGAUUUCAAAAAAACAAACAAAAAAAAC
Molecule: messenger RNA, 643 nt
Organism: Babjeviella inositovora NRRL Y-12698
Lineage: Eukaryota; Fungi; Ascomycota; Pichiomycetes; Serinales
Exons: 1
Source: RefSeq, a predicted model, not a curated record